This is a messenger RNA of Aspergillus fumigatus Af293, 354 nucleotides long. Lineage: Eukaryota; Fungi; Ascomycota; Eurotiomycetes; Eurotiales; Aspergillaceae. The record is from RefSeq and is a predicted model, not a curated record.
AUGAUUUGUCCGUUCGGUGCUCUCCAAGUCUCCAGGUCCUCCCCGGACUCCCGCAUUCCCGGCUUUCUCACAGAUUGGCCGAUCGUUACUUCUUGCGGGAUGUCUUACUCGGCCUGUCCUGCGAUAUGGGCACCAUCCCCGGACUUCAGGUGGAACCUGGCCUGGAGAUGCCGUUGUCAGGGCCGGACGGGAGUCGUAUAUAAUGUGCUGGUGCACUCGACUGAUGUUACUUCGACGGCUUCUCCAGGUCAGCGCACACUUACGUCUGGCACGAUGUAUCGGAUUUCCAACAUAUACGUCCUGGCCGCCUUUGGCACCAUCGGGGGUGCUCUGUUCGGGUUCGAUGUGAGGUAG